ACAUUUUUCCUAGAAACAGUAACAGUGUCAUCAGAAUGAACCAUACAACAACCAGAAAACAACAGAGAAAAAACUACAGCAGUAGAUGAAGAUUUCGACUUCACCGACUAUGCAAAGCUUGUGGCUGCAGAAAUGGUACAGCAACUAGAAAACAACCAGGAAGAAGAAGAGGAAGUGGACAACACAGAAAUGAUGAUCAUCAAUGACAAACGACAUGAAACAAUAGAGAAGGGGCAAAUUUACAAGGACAAAGAAACAUUGAUAAGUACACUAUGCUACUUUGCAAUCAAGAAGACAUUUCAAUACAAAGUAGUGAAAUCUUGCACAAAAGAAUACAACAUAGUGUGUUUGGACACAAACUGCAAAUGGAGUUUAAAGGCUACAAAAAAUGGAAACACAGAAACAUUCAUAAUAAGGAGCUACGAAGAAGAACACACAUGUGCAGUUACAAUAAGAUUUGGAGAUCAACGACAAGCUACAUCAAAGUUGAUAGCAGAUUUUGUAAAACCAAAAUUCUUGAACCUGAAAACAAAGUGCAGCCCUGCAGACAUAAAGACAGAAAUGAAAGACAAAUACGGAAUAAAGAUGAAUUACAUGAAAGCAUGGCGUAGUAAAGAGCGAGCACAAACCCAGCUACAUGGAAAUGCUAAAGAGUCGUACAAUCUCUUGCCAAGAUACCUGUACAUGCUACAGAAAACAAAUCCAGGAACAUUAAUAGACAUAGAGAAAGAUGAUGAUGACAGUUUCAAAUAUGCAUUUGUUGCAUUGAAUGCUGCUAUAAAAGGUUGGCCAAACUGCAAACCAAUCAUCGUGGUAGACGGUACAUUCCUAAAGGCCGCGUAUGGAGGCACGUUGCUCACUGCCAACACACAAGAUGCAGAAUCGAAAAUUUUUCCACUAGCAUACUGCAUAGUUGAUUCUGAGAACGAUAAAUCGUGGGAGUGGUUCUUAAAAAAAAUAAAAGAAGCAUUCGGGGUUCGAGAAUGUCAAUGCCUAAUAUCAGACAGACAUGAAAGCAUCAUCAAAGCAACUAGGAAAGUGUUCCCUGAAAUAACACAUGGCUACUGCAUCUUCCACCUCUUGUCGAACCUCAAAACAAAAUUAAAAAAAAAUGCAAAUCAUUUCAGAGUGCCAUUCUUUGCAGCUGCAAAAGCUUACACAGAAAUAGAGUUUGAAUUCCAUAUGAGGGAGCUAGACAACUUGGAUAAGCGCAUAAGACCGUACCUGGAAAAAAUUGGCCAUGAAAAAUGGUCAAGGUACUCUACCAUGACAUCAAACAUAGCUGAGGCACUGAACUCAGCAAAUUUAGCAGCAAGGGAAACACCAGUGACAACAUUAAUGGAGUGCUUGAGGGCACAAAUGCAAGAGUGGACAUACAAUAAUAGAAAGGAGGCACAAAAAUGCACAACAAGGCUGACACCAUCAUCUGAGAAAAAACUCAUAGGGAACUAUGUACAGUCAUUGCGACUAACAGUGAAACCAGCAAACCAAAACCUGUUUGAGGUGAUAGAUGAAGACAGAACAAGAAUAGUAAACUUGAAGGAGAAGACGUGCACAUGCAAUAGAUUUCAAAAAGAUGAAAUGCCAUGUAACCAUGCAGUCGCCGUCAUGAAGGACUUGAACAUAAACACAUACAACUACUGUGCACAAUACUACACAUCAAAAGCAUGGCUGCAAACAUAUGAAGAAACAGUAUACCCAGUUGGAAACGUAAGAGAAUGGGAACUUCCAGAAUUUUUUGAAGACAUCAUAGUGUUGCCUCCAAAGGAGAGAAUCAAGUCUGGAAGGCCGAGGAAAAGAAGAAUGGCAGCAGCUUGGGAAACAAAGAAACAAAACAAGUGUGGCAAGUGUGGACAAAAGGGACAUAACAAAAAGACCUGCAGAAGAAUUACAGCAUAG
Messenger RNA from Cannabis sativa, 1899 nucleotides. RefSeq lists its product as uncharacterized. Lineage: Eukaryota; Viridiplantae; Streptophyta; Magnoliopsida; Rosales; Cannabaceae. The record is from RefSeq and is a predicted model, not a curated record. Bases 133 to 1899 code for a protein of 588 amino acids. The transcript has 4 exons. Gene Ontology annotation, molecular function: zinc ion binding; nucleic acid binding.